Molecule: messenger RNA, 1812 nt
Organism: Parnassius mnemosyne (clouded apollo)
Lineage: Eukaryota; Metazoa; Arthropoda; Insecta; Lepidoptera; Papilionidae
Source: the annotation of a GenBank genome assembly
AUGAGUACACACCUCUCAGGAGGGAGAUUAAACGUAGCUUUGCUGCAAGAAAGUAUGAGAAAAGAACUAUUAAAUCUCUUACAGCUAUGUGAAGGGCCAAAAGUUACAAUAUGGGAUGAAUGGCUGGCAGGUCCAGUGGGUCUAGUGGCGCAGUAUUCACUUUUGAAAGAACAUGAAGUGGCUGACAUGUUUCCAUUGCGACCUGGCAGCCUGCCUACUAUAUCUGUCAAGCACAUAGUGUUCAUUGCUCGACCUAAACUUGUACUUAUGGAUUUGGUUGCCGAUUACAUUCUUUCUCUAAGAUCAAAACAAAAUGUUCCAGUGGAAUUUCACCUAUUCUUUGUACCAAGAAAAAGUGAAUUAAGUGAAAAACACUUAAAGGAUCGAGGUGUUCUUUCAAACUUGUCCAUUCAAGAGUUCAAAUGUGAUAUAUUUCCAUUUGAUAGUGAUGUAAUGUCUUUGGAGCUACAGAAUGAUUUUAGAGAGAACUAUUUAGAAGGCGAUCCCACGUGCCUUUACAAUGCGGCGCAAGCAUUACGUACUAUUCAACAUUUGUAUGGAAUCAUUCCCCGAGUCUUCGGUAAAGGGCCUGCUGCCAAACAGGUAUGGGAUCUUCUUUGCCGUUUAAACAAAGAAGACCAAGGCUCACCACCAAAAGGCUCGCCAACGUCUUGCAUCGAUCAGUUGUUGCUGAUAGAUCGUGCUAUCGAUUUCACCAGCGUUAUGGCCACCCAACUCACUUACGAGGGUCUCAUAGAUGAGCUAUUCGGUAUAAAAAAUUCAACUGCGACUUUCCCGGGUGAAAAGUUCGUGAGUGCGGAUGACGCCAGCCCUGAAGUGACAGCCCGCGAGAAGAAGCGAGUCAUACUUAACUCUAGUGAAGAAUUGUUCGCUGAACUUCGCGAUUGUAACUUCACUGCCGUUGGGGCAGCACUGUCGAAGAAAGCACGCGUUAUCAAGACGCAACUGGACGAGCGGCACAACGACAAGUCCGUACAAGAAAUCAAACAGUUCGUUUCCCGCCUUCCGCAGAUGCUCGCUAACAAGCAGUCAUUGGCCACUCACAUGGCCAUCGCAGAGUAUGUUAAAGAGACGACAGAUUCCUUCGAAUUCCAUGAUACGAUACAAUGUGAAGAAGACUUUCUGAAUUGCGUGGACAACGAAAAAGCGUGCCCUUUCAUCGAAGACCUCAUCGCACAGAAGGCUCCUCUCACUAAGAUUCUUAGGCUAAUAUGCCUACAAUGUGUUACUGGCUCCGGCUUCAAACCGAAGCUCCUUGAAUACUAUAAACGGGAAAUUGUGCAAGUGUACGGUCUCAAAACAUGGCUGACCCUCUGUAAUCUAGAGAAAUGCGGCUUGCUUCGUGCUCAAACCGGCGGCCGGCAGUAUGCUGUACUUAGAAAGACGUUACGUUUAACCAUGGAUGAAUCCGAGUUAGAUGCGAACGAAAAAAGUUAUCUGUCAAGCAAAUAUGUGCCCUUGGUCGUUAGACUCAGUGAACAUAUUGCAAAGAAUAAAGGAUGGACCGGUAUUUUAGAUGUACUGAAUUCUCUUCCCGGCCCUACAGUCGAUGAACUUCAGACAUUACAACCCCGUAUGGCACGACGGAACUCAGUUUCCAGCGACAACUCUUCCUCCCUAGAGAAUCCAAGAGUUAUACUUGUAUUUUUCAUUGGAGGAUGUACUUACAAUGAAAUAUCUGCACUCAGAAGUAUUAGUCACCAAGAAGACUCUAAUGUUGAAUAUGUUGUGUUAACUACCAAAUUAAUUAAUGGAAACACAUUUAUUGAAUCGCUUAUAGAGAAUGAAUAA